AUGACCUUGCUCCCAAACACAUACUUGGCGCAGUUUCAGAGUCUCCGACCAGACUUCCCGGCCUUGGCGGGGGAUGCGGUGCGCGCCUCCCGCGAGCGGCUCGGCGUCUCGAGCCAAGAGCCGCUGGAGCUGGUGGAACUGCUGGACGGCGUCUCCAACGAGCUCUGCCAGAUUGCGGAUGCCGCAGAGCUGGUAAGGAACGUGCACCCGGAGGAGGCCUACGUUCAGCAGGCCUCCGCGGCGGUGCAGGAGGUGGCCAACUUUAUGAGCGAGGUGAACCUGGACAGCGACUUGUACAACUCCAUGAAGGUGGCCGAAUCGUCGGAGCACUUUGGCAACAUCUCACUGGAAGCCCAGACAGUGCUGCACCACAUGCGUGUGUCGAUGGAGCAUGAGGGCAUACAUUUACCAGAGGAUGCCAAGGAACAGUGCAUCCAACUUCUGGACGCGGAGCAGCAGCUCUCCUUCAAGAUCUUGGAGCGCCAGGAGCGCUCGGAGGCCUCGGCCUCUGGUGCCUGGGUGCCGCUGUCCAGCCUCGGGGCUUUGAGCGCCCACGCGCGGGGCCUGCCGCAGAAGAACGACGAGGUGCUGCUUCCGCGGCACUCCGCGCUGGCGGACCAGGUGCUGAAGACCUCGCCCAGCGCGGAGGCGCGGCGCCGCAUCCAUGAGGCUGUCACCGGGGGUGAUGCGGAGGAGGGCAUGGUGUCGCUGCUGGCGGUGCGACAGCACCUGGCCAAGCUGCGGGGCUACGAGAGCUGGGCGCACUACGCGCAGCGGGACUCGCUGCUGCAGAGCCCGCAGCACGUGGAGCACUUCUUGGAGGCCGCGUGGCACCGGCUCCGGCCGGGGCUGUUGGCAGAGCUGCAGAUCCUGGCAGAGGAGAAGAGCUCCUUGGGCGACCCUUCCAAGUUGGAAGGCUGGGAUUUGCCCUUCUUGCUGCACCGGUGCAAGCAAAAGCACCAAACGGCCGACCAGAUCUCGCAGUAUCUCACCUAUGAGUCCCUGCUGAAUGGGGUGCGCCUGAUUCUGUCUCGGCUCCUUGGCCUGGAGUUCACGCAGGAGGAGCCGGCACCCGGAGAGCUGUGGCACCCCUCGGUGCAGAAGUUCGGGCUCCGCGACGACAACAAUAACUUGUUGGGCGUGCUGUACCUGGAUCCCUUCCAGCGCGCCGGCAAGAAGGUGCAAUCGGCGCAGUUCACACUCCAGGGCUCGAAAGUGCUCUCGGACGGGACACGGCAAACCCCGAAGACGUCCUUGGUCUAUGCGCUGCCGCAGGGAGUGCACAAUCUGACCCCGAGCUUUGCGCUGACCUUUAUGCACGAGAUCGGGCAUGCCGUGCACUCGCUGCUCUCAGAGACCCACUUUCAGCACCUGUCCGGCACCCGUGGCACUAUUGACUUUGUGGAGUUUCCAUCUCACUUGUUCGAGCACUUUGUGUCGGACCCGGAGUGCCUGGCAUCCUACGCCGUGUCGGGAGCAGGAAAGUCACUUCCAUUGGAACUGCAAAGAGCUCACCGCCAACGUCCUUUCAGUCAAAUUGAAGCAGUGCAGCAGCUGCUAUACGCUGUGGUGGAUCAGGCCUUUUAUACUUACCACCCAGUUGGAAAACCAGAAGCACAAGUUGCAGCAGUGCAGCAACAUUUGCGCGACUCGUUUUCCAAGUUCGAGCUGGACGGUCCUUUCAACGGAUCUCUAGUUGAAUUGUUGGGGCUUGCCUCGCCAUCACGGUUUGACCACCUGGUGCACUAUGGCGGCUCCUACUACUGCUACCUCUUCAACAGAGUGCCUCCCUGCAACAUUCGACGUAAAGUGCAGGAUGCAACUGCGCAAUAUCAGGAACUUCAGGAGUCCACGGUUUUUGAUCAAGAAUGGGGGAUGGCCGGGGCUGGAGCUUUUUCGACUUGCCAUGUGUGAGGGAGCUUGCCGUGUGCUCGAGGCGCUUGCAGCGCAUGUUUGGCGACAAGGAUUUCAAUCAGAUCCCUUCAACGCCAAAGCUGGCACGCGUCUUCGAGGUGGCCCCUGUUCCUUGUUGUUUCUCACCAGGAAAGACCUGUGGCUUGCUAGGCAUGCUGAGAAGAGGCCGGCUUGACAAGCAGAUUUGCACACAAUGCUUUGGGAAAUGAAAUGCAUCCGCAUCCCAUUCGCAUUUGGCAGGCUCUGUGGUUCAGACACUGGAUGUGAUUCGGGAGCUUUGCCCCGGUGAUCCUGCAUUUGCUGCACAUGAAGUGCCCUUGGAUGCUAUGAUGGAGCUAUCACACUCCAGCGCUUAGUGACAAAAUGGAGCGAUGGCCGGUUCUGCCACGAUGUUCCCAACCGUUC
This is a messenger RNA of Effrenium voratum, 2319 nucleotides long. NCBI's taxonomy places the organism in Eukaryota, Dinophyceae, Suessiales, Symbiodiniaceae. The record is from the annotation of a GenBank genome assembly.